Messenger RNA from Nomascus leucogenys (northern white-cheeked gibbon), 1939 nucleotides. RefSeq names its product nanos C2HC-type zinc finger 2 (gene NANOS2). Gene Ontology annotation, biological process: negative regulation of translation; oogenesis. The transcript has a single exon. Gene Ontology annotation, cellular component: perinuclear region of cytoplasm. NCBI's taxonomy places the organism in Eukaryota, Metazoa, Chordata, Mammalia, Primates, Hylobatidae. The record is from RefSeq and is a predicted model, not a curated record. Gene Ontology annotation, molecular function: mRNA binding; zinc ion binding. Bases 464 to 880 code for a protein of 138 amino acids.
CCCAAAGUGCCAGGAUUACAGGUGUGAGGCACUGCACCCAGCCUGGCUGCUAUGAUGAUUAGGAACAACUCUGAAGUCUAUGAAGGGUACAGCCCCUCCAGCCUAGGGGUGAGGGAUAUUUGCAGACAUGGACUUUCUUUGAACAGACAGGGAAACUGAGGCACAGAGAGAGGAAGUGUCUUUCCAGAGGUCACAGAGCACCUUGGCAGCAGAGCUGGGACCAGAGAUCAGGGGAAUGACCUCCUUCCACAUCUCUGUGAAGAACUAAAGUCAGAUGGGGGUUAUGGGCAGGGAGUGGGCCCUUUAAAUCGUAAGCUCCACCUUUGCUUAGAAGAGUCUCUGGGCAUUAUAAAAGGGGGUGCAGCUCCCUUCUGCUCUGGGAAACGCCUGCUGCUCUUGCCCUUGCCCACGGGCCCCCAGCCCCAGCCCCUCUCCAGUGGCCCACCACCCCUGCUUUGGUGCCAUGCAGCUGCCACCCUUUGACAUGUGGAAGGACUAUUUCAACCUGAGCCAGGUGGUGUGGGCGCUGAUCGCAAGUCGGCGGCAAAGGCUGGAAACCCAAGAGAUUGAGGAGCCAAGUCCCGGGUCCCCGCUGGGGCAGGAUCAGGGGCUGGGAGGGCCAGGGGCCAACGGGGGCCUGGGCACCCUGUGCAACUUCUGCAAGCACAACGGGGAGUCCCGCCACGUCUACUCCUCACACCAGCUGAAGACACCGGACGGUGUGGUGGUGUGUCCCAUCCUGAGGCACUACGUGUGUCCCGUGUGCGGGGCCACCGGUGACCAGGCCCAUACACUCAAGUACUGCCCGCUCAACGGUGGCCAGCAGUCCCUGUACCGCCGCAGCGGGCGCAACUCGGCCGGACGCAGGGUCAAGCGCUGAGGAUCGUGAGAUGCCCACCACCAGCACCCUUAACUUUCCUGGUCCAUCCCACCCAAGUCCCUAAACUCUCUCUUCCAGUCACCCAGCCCUUUGGAAUUUCUGGCCCCCAGAACUCCACCCUGGCUGGAUCCUGAAACAGUGGAGGCUGCUGGGAGCCAGGCCAGCCCCGCCCCCUUGAACCUGUCAGCCCUCGGAGCUCUGGCCUGUGGGCGUCCGAGGGUCCUUGGUGCCGCGGGAACCCUUCCUACACGGCCCUGUAGCGCCCUCUGGGCCCCAGUUCAUGGAUCUUUUGUCCUCGUGGGGCCUGCUGAUGACAGGCGCCCUGCCCCUUCGACCUCUCUGUUCCUUGUGGAGUUCUUGGAUUUUUGAACCUCCAGGAUUCCACAGUGCUGUCCCAAGCCAGCCCUUAGGAGACACUGAACAAGGCUGGCUAAGUGCCCACUCAAGAACUUCAAGAUGGGAUGUCGACUUAAGACCAGCCUUCUCCACCUUCAGCCUCCUGCAGAACCACGGUGUCAUCGUGGACCACGCCCGUUCAUUCCUUCCCUGAGCUCCGUACCCAUCCGUCAGGAGUGGAGUGGGACGCUGGAGAGCACCGUGUCACUGGAGGGCACCGUGUCUUCACAGGCUCACCUGCGGAUGGAGAGCCGGUGGGGUGAGCUGAUACCUUUCAAUGCCGCCUGGUUGUUCUUCCCCUUGUUCAGCCCAUUGCACUUGGCACCUGCCCCCAUCCCCAAAUCACCGAUGGGUCCUUUCCCCCAGCGAGAAGCAUAUCUCUCGACCACCUCCCAUCCGAUCCCCCAAAUCGUGAUAGUUGACUAAAGGACAUUUUUUUUUUUCCUCCUGUGUUUUUCACCCUCCAACGUUCAAGUCGAGGAACCACCGAUAAGAAAGGGGUUUGAGUACCCGGAUGGGAAUGGCAAUGGCCUAGCUUUUAUUUUAGGGGCAAAGAAAAGAAGGGCCCCCGUCAGAUUUUAAGUUGUUCAGUUUUUGGCACAGGGCCGGGACCCUGAGUAUUGAGCUCUGGUGAAUAAAAAGGUUUUCCAGUCAUCUUUGAAA